UUUUUUUGUAGCCUGCGUGUAUUUAAGAGGGGCUAGAUUUCAUGAGGCAUUGACAGUGAAGAACACCUUGGAUAAGUGACUAGCAAGAAGAUAACAGGAUGGAAAAUAAAGAGAAAAAUGGUGAAAUUAAAGAAAACCAGGUGGUGAAAAAGAAAUUGGAUUGGUCUGGAAGUCUUAUUGUGGCUGCUUUAGCUGGAGCUUUUGGAUCUUCCUUUCUUUAUGGUUACAAUCUCUCUGUAGUGAAUGCUCCAACAGUGUAUAUCAAGAAAUUUUACAAUGCAACUUGGGAAAGAAGAUACAACUCCUCAAUAGAUGAAGGAACUCUUACACUCCUCUGGUCUAUAACUGUGUCAGUUUUCUCUAUUGGUGGACUGGUGGGUGCUAUUAUUGUCACCCCAAUUGUGAAGUUCUUUGGACGAAAAUAUACUUUGAUGCUUAAUAAUAUAUUUGCAGUCAUAGCUGCACUGUUGAUGGGAUUCUCUUCCCUAGCGGGAUCAUUUGAAAUGCUUAUAUUGGGCCGUAUUAUAAUGGGAAUUGAUGCAGGUGUUUCUCUCAGUGCUCUUCCCAUGUAUUUGAGUGAAAUCUCACCAAAGGAAAUACGUGGUUCUUUGGGGCAGGUCACAGCAAUCUUCAUUUGUAUUGGCGUUUUUACUGGUCAGGUUUUGGGACUCCCAGAAAUAUUUGGAAAAGAAUCUCUAUGGCCUUACUUAUUUGGAGUGAUUAUUGUUCCUUCAGUGAUCCAAGUUGGGAUUUUGCCUUUCCUUCCUGAAAGUCCUCGCUAUCUCUUACUUGAAAGGCAUGACAUACACAGAGCAGAAAAAGCAUUUCGGACCUUCCUUGGAAAAGCCGAUGUGUCUUAUGAGGUAGAAGAAGUGUCAGCGGAAAGUCGACUACACAGAAACGUUCAGUUAGUGUCCAUUCUGCAGCUUCUGAGAAACCGCUCUGUCCGCUGGCAGAUCAUUACCGUGGUCAUCACCAUGGGCUGCUACCAGCUAUGUGGGCUUAAUGCUAUCUGGUACUACACAAACAGCAUCUUCAGCACAUCUGGGAUCAACCAUGAUACCAUCCCCUAUGUUACCUUGAGCACUGGUGCUACUGAAAUCUUGGCUGCUGUUUUUUCUGGCUUAGUUAUUGAACGACUUGGACGUAGACCUCUUCUCAUUGGAGGUUUCAGUUUGAUGGUUGUUUUCUUUGCUGUACUUACAGCAUCUUUGACUUUACAGUAUCGUGUAUCCUGGCUUCCUUUCCUGAGUAUAGCUUGCAUUCUUGCAAUAAUUGCAUCAUUUUGCAUUGGACCAGGUGGGAUUCCAUUUGUCCUAACUGGAGAGUUUUUCGAGCAGUCUCAAAGGCCAGCUGCAUUUAUGAUAGCUGGAACAGUCAACUGGCUUUGUAACUUCACAGUUGGACUACUUUUCCCUUUCAUUCAGGGUGGCUUGCAGACAUACUGUUUCCUGGUGUUUGCUGGCAUCUGCCUUGCUGGAGCUACUUAUCUGUUUUUUGUCCUACCUGAAACAAAAAAUAAGACUCUUCAUGAAAUCAGCCAGGCAUUUGCCAAAAGGAAUAAGGUGACUUUAGAAGUUCAGGAAAUGGACCAGUAUUCAGCAGAAAGGAAAUCAAGUGCAGAACAAGACUCUAACUUCUCUCCUACCAAGGACAAUGGUGAAACCAAAAACAGACUUGUCUAACAUCUGACUGUUGUCUGUACAGAUAG
Gavialis gangeticus (Gharial) is the source of this 1711-nucleotide messenger RNA. RefSeq names its product solute carrier family 2 member 9 (gene SLC2A9). The transcript is spliced from 13 exons. The coding region runs from base 99 to 1685 and encodes 528 amino acids. Lineage: Eukaryota; Metazoa; Chordata; Crocodylia; Gavialidae. The record is from RefSeq and is a predicted model, not a curated record. Gene Ontology annotation, biological process: monosaccharide transmembrane transport. Gene Ontology annotation, molecular function: hexose transmembrane transporter activity. Gene Ontology annotation, cellular component: membrane.